GUAUAUUUAUCCGGGUUGACGAGAAUACUCUCGAUCUCGAUGGCCGUAAGCCUCGUCUUUCCGCGUAGAAAGAAAAAAUCACGUAUGGGGAUCGCGAAUAUAAAUAAACUGGCCGCGCAAAUUUGCGGUUUUCCGCAGAGUUUCGUCGGAUACAACGCGCGUCCCGUUGCGAUCGCACGUCACGAGCUCGUCCGAGCGGUAAAUCGCAGCAGAGACUCCCGCGCGUGGAUCCAGUAAGAAAUGGCCGCCGUUUUGAGGAGAAAAUUUCGAGCGGUGCCUCGCACGCUCGCCGGCAACGGGAAUCUACCGCUGCUCGCGGUCGCAAGAUCUCUAACAAGGUCAUCGGAACGGGGAGACAUUAGCGAGGGAUGGAUAAGCAAGCUCCUGGUGAGGAAGAUCGAGCCCACGAAGGAGUCGCACUCGCGAAUGCUCUCCGACAAGGAGGUCAUUUACGCGCUGCACACCCACAACAUUCGUCCCGAUUCGAUUGACAAAUAUUUGGCAAAUUACGAGGAAAAUGUCAAUCUUAUACAUUCAAAAAAAUCUGAACUGAACUGUGAAUUAGUUGGUUCGUGGACAGUGGAAGUGGGAGAUUUGGAUCAGGCCUUACACUUGUGGCAAUACACGGGUGGAUACGAACGCAUAGACCAUGCACAGGCCGUGCUUUCUCAAGAUGAGUCUUAUCAACGACUGCUUAGGGAACGAGGAAAUUACUUGAGAUCUCGCCAUUUGCAAUAUCUAUUGGCAUUCAGUUUUUGGCCACCGUUGGUAAAACGAAAAGGCUCCAACAAAUAUGAAAUACGCAGUUAUAGCUUAAAACCAGGUACAAUGAUAGAAUGGGGAAACAAUUGGGCAAAAGCUAUUAAUUAUAGACGCAACAAUGAUGAGCCAUUCGCUGGUUAUUUUUCACAAAUUGGUAGACUGUACAAUGUUCACCAUAUUUGGUGUUACAAGGAUCUUCAAUCGCGUAAAGAAACGCGCGAGAGCGCGUGGAGAUCACCCGGUUGGGACGAAUGUGUCGCUUACACCGUACCCUUAAUAAGGGAAAUGCAUUCGCGCAUAUUAAGUCCAACUUCGUUUUCGCCUACGAAAUAAGGCUUCACAUGUAUGAACGCAAAUGCAUUUGUAUAUUUACCGGUUAUUUCUUAUAUAUAAAUAUAUAUGCAUUGUAAUAUUGUAAAAACAUUUGUUACAUGUAUACACGCUGUAGAUUUAAAUGGUGUAUAAACUGUACGCGCAAUGUAUGAGAAGAACUAAUUUCUGUUGUAUUACAACUGGCAGGAUGUAGUUUGUUACUAUUUCAUGUUAUGCGUUACAGCAAGAGCAUUUGUUUAUAUACGUCAUGUUUUUAUCAAUGUCAGUUGAAGCACAACAUGUAAAUGUAUAAACGAAUAUAAAGAAAUGAGAGAGCUUUAUA
Molecule: messenger RNA, 1417 nt
Organism: Camponotus floridanus (Florida carpenter ant)
Lineage: Eukaryota; Metazoa; Arthropoda; Insecta; Hymenoptera; Formicidae
Gene: Nipsnap
Product: protein NipSnap
Exons: 5
Coding region: 241-1095 (284 amino acids)
Cellular component (GO): mitochondrion
Source: RefSeq, a predicted model, not a curated record